ACCUGUUUUGUCACUUUCAGGUGGAUGACUCUGGGGUGGGCCCCAAAAUCCCUCAAGCCCUGGAGAAGAUACUUCAGCUCAAGGAGAUCCGACAGGAGGAGCUCAUAGCUGUGCCCAGUAUCACAGACGAUGAGAUGGAGACCGAUUUGAGAGCCUUGGGUAUGAUCUCUGCUUCAGACGCUGAGGAAGACGCUGCAGCCCUGUCUAAGAAAGAGAAAAACCGCAAGCGUCGGAACCGGAAGAAGAAGAAGAAGCAGCAGGAACAGCAACAGCAGCAGCAGCGAAACGCCACCCUGAAAGAGAGCCCCCCCACUCAGGAUGCCAAGGAGGAGUCUGGAAACGAGGCCUCGGUGGAGAUAGAGUAUGUCACAGAGGAGCCGGAGAUCUACGACCCCAAUUUCAUUUUCUUCAAAAGGAUCUUUGAGGCUUUCAAGCUGACGGACGAUGUCAAGAAGGACAAGGAGAAAGAGCCGGAGAAAGCCGAUAAGGUGGCCAGUUCUGCCCUGCCCAAGAAGAAAGGCUUUGAAGAGGAGCGGAAGGACAGCGAUGACAGCUCAGACGAUGAGCAGGAGAAGAAGCCGGAAGCGCCUAAGCUGUCCAAGAAGAAGCUGCGCCGAAUGAACCGUUUUACUGUGGCUGAGCUCAAACAGCUAGUGGCGCGCCCGGACGUGGUGGAGAUGCACGACGUGACCGCCCAGGACCCCAAGCUGCUCGUCCACCUCAAAGCCACCCGGAACUCGGUCCCAGUGCCCCGGCACUGGUGUUUCAAGCGCAAAUACUUGCAAGGCAAAAGGGGGAUCGAGAAGCCGCCCUUUGAGCUCCCCGAAUUCAUCAAGCGGACAGGGAUCCAGGAGAUGCGGGAAGCCCUGCAGGAGAAGGAGGAACAGAAGACCAUGAAAUCGAAGAUGAGAGAAAAGGUCCGCCCGAAGAUGGGCAAGAUCGACAUCGACUAUCAGAAGCUGCACGACGCUUUCUUCAAAUGGCAAACCAAGCCCAAGCUGACUAUCCACGGGGACUUGUACUACGAGGGAAAGGAAUUCGAGACGCGUCUGAAAGAGAAGAAGCCCGGAGACCUGUCGGACGAGUUGCGCAUCGCGCUCGGGAUGCCUGUGGGGCCGAACGCCCACAAAGUUCCUCCUCCGUGGCUGAUCGCCAUGCAGCGUUACGGGCCGCCACCCUCCUAUCCGAACCUCAAGAUUCCUGGAUUGAAUUCCCCUAUACCUGAGGGAUGUUCAUUUGGGUACCACGCUGGGGGUUGGGGUAAACCCCCGGUCGAUGAGACCGGGAAACCUCUGUACGGAGAUGUCUUUGGGACCAACGCUGCCGAAUUCCAGACCAAGACGGAGGAGGAGGAGAUCGAUCGGACGCCGUGGGGAGAACUGGAACCCUCCGAUGAGGAAUCCUCCGAGGAAGAGGAGGACGAGGACAGCGAUGAAGACAAGCCCGACGACACGGGGUUCAUCACGCCGGCAGACAGCGGGCUGAUCACUCCCGGCGGCUUCUCUUCGGUGCCGGCUGGCAUGGAGACCCCCGAGCUUAUUGAACUGCGUAAGAAGAAGAUUGAGGAGGCCAUGGACGGGAGCGAGACACCCCAGCUGUUCACCGUUCUGCCCGAGAAGAGGACGGCGACGGUGGGCGGGGCCAUGAUGGGCUCCACGCACAUCUACGACAUGACGACGGUGAUGAGCCGCAAAGGGCCGGUGCCCGAGAUCCAGGGGGUGGAGGUGGCUCUGGCCCCCGAGGAGCUGGAGUUGGACCCCAUGGCCAUGACGCAGAAGUACGAGGAACACGUCCGGGAGCAGCAGGCGCAGGUGGAGAAGGAAGAUUUCAGCGACAUGGUGGCCGAACACGCGGCUAAGCAGAAGCAAAAGAAACGGAAAGCUCAGCCCCAAGACACCCGGGCAGGGGCCAAGAAGUACAAGGAGUUCAAGUUCUAGCCUCAUGCCGAAGCGUCGCCUCCGUUCCUGUUUUAUUUUUAUUUUUUUAAAUAUUGUGACCCUCUUCUGUUCCUCGGGCCUGCACCUUGCCGUUCCAGCCGAAAUCCGCCCUCCCCCCCAAUCCCCAACCCCCCC
Messenger RNA from Pogona vitticeps (central bearded dragon), 2072 nucleotides. Lineage: Eukaryota; Metazoa; Chordata; Lepidosauria; Squamata; Agamidae. The record is from RefSeq and is a predicted model, not a curated record.